Molecule: messenger RNA, 3342 nt
Organism: Sclerotinia trifoliorum
Lineage: Eukaryota; Fungi; Ascomycota; Leotiomycetes; Helotiales; Sclerotiniaceae
Source: the annotation of a GenBank genome assembly
UUUAUACUCCUUCCCUAGCUUACCUCACCUACCUCACUCAUGUGCUGGAAGCCUUACGUCUUGUCCGACAUCUUUCUAUUAAGACGUUACAAUGAGAUACAUCAGAGAGCUUUAUUGACUUUAUAAAUCCUCUCUCUUUUGGAAAUAUCGGCAUUCCACUAUUAUCACGAAUGAGUAUGUGAUUGAUAUUCUUUGUGAAUCCCUACUGCAGCUCCGAGAACAUUCACAUUUACUCCACAACCUUUGCCCUCUCUUCGACUGAUUUUAAUCAUUCACUCCGUCAGAUCAACUCAGCUGCUACUCGCUCAAGCCCUUUCAUCAUCAGAGGUACAGGCAAGUAUCCAAGCACGACAAGCCCGACGUUUUGUACUCUCUUGAUCUCUUACCUCCAUUAAAUAACAUCCAUCUUUGAGCUUCGAUUGCCCAAAAUUUCAGAUUCUUGAGGCCCCUCUCUUGAAUCUAUAUUCAAGCAGCGGCACUCCCGCAGAUUUCGUCCUGGCAGGCGACAACCCCCAUAUACCAUUAUCCUUAUCCACUCCCGACGACCCAUCCACCCCGACUUCCCCUCAAAGAUCAACCAGCACUGCCUUCUCAGCCCAUCCCCUUCCACCAUCAGACCGAUACGCAACUGAACAAGUCAAUCCCCUUCCUACAUUCAGCAGAUAUAACACAGUACCGACAACAAGAGCAGGUUCCAGAACCCGCAGCACACCGCAAGCUGAGCUCCGGCCGAGUCGUGCUCCAGAGCAAGUCCUUGGUCGUAGGCGUCGAGAUCAUAAUAUAGACCGAGGGGAACAAUCAAAUACUCUUCCGAGUCCUGGGGACUCUUCCAAUAUUUCGAACCCAGAAAACGAAUAUCGUCGUAAACGAAAACGACAAAGUGCUAGUAUGAAAUUUGACAGAGAGAGUAGUAACUCAAACGGUAACUCGAGGCCAUUGUCAAAUGGAGCCGGGCCUUCCUCCUUACACAAGGCAGCUCUUUCCAACUCCACCAACGGUGCAGUAGCCAUGAAUGGAUCAAGUACAAAUGGUCAUUCAGACACAGGUAUCAAGCCGGCAUCUACAUAUUUUGGACAUGAUAGGGAGGAAGUUACGAGGAUCUUGAUUCAAGCAUUGUUGGACUUGGGUUACAAUGGUGCUGCUGGAACUCUAAGUCAGGAAAGUGGCUAUGAUCUAGAGAGUCCAACAGUAGCAGCUUUCCGAAAUGCAGUCCUACAGGGCGAGUGGGCUGAAGCUGAAGAACUCCUUUUUGGAGGGUCUACAGAGGAAGGAGGAGUUAGCAUUCAUGGAAAUGGCUUGGUUCUCCGAGACGGCGUGGAUAAGAACUUUAUGCGAUUCUGGAUACGCCAACAGAAAUUCUUGGAACUACUUGAGCAAAAGGACAUGGGCAGAGCGAUAAAUGUACUGCGAUCUGAGCUCACCCCGCUGGAUCAGGACACCCCCAAGUUGCAUUUUCUGUCAAGGUAAGUCGUGUCAAUUUACCUGCGAGCACUAUCUGGAUAGAGACUAAUCACUUGUCUCAGCUUAUUGAUGUGUACACCCGAAGACCUCAAGAUCAAAGCUAACUGGGAUGGGGCCGCUGGAGAAUCAAGACGACAGCUUCUUUCGCAGUUAUCCAGUAAGUUUCAUGUCGAUGCUAUUGGUUGGCAUAUUGUUGAUUUUCUCCUAGGAUGCAUAUCACCGUCCGCCAUGUUGCCCGAGCAUCGUUUGGUCACCCUCUUCAACCAAGUUAAACAACAUCAAAUAUCUAGCUGUAUUUACCAUAACACAUACACUUCUCCUUCACUGUACCAAGAUCAUACAUGCGACCGAGGUAACUUCCCAUUGCGGCCGGUUUUGGAGGUUGAUAAACAUUCUGGCGAAAUAUGGGAUACCAAGUUCUCACACGAUGGUACUCUAUUGGCGAGCUGUGGGAGCGAUGGCGUUACCGUAAUUUACAACGUGCCGGACUUUGAUGUUCAUGUUGUUCUUUCCGAACAUGAAGCGGGUGUUUGUUCUUUUGCUUGGAGUCUUGAUGAUACUAGAAUGGUCACGUGCGGUCGUGAUAAUCGUGCGUGUUUAUGGAACACUGCAGUAAGUUCGAACUUCACAUCAGAAUCCGUCCAUUAGAAGCAUUCUUGCUGACUAUUCAGACCGGUGAAUUAAUGAACAAACUCCCCCGUUUCAGUGAGCCUGUGACCUGCUGUGUAUGGGCUCCAGAUGGACAGUCCUUCGUCAUUGGCAGCUUGGGCAAUACCAAGAACUUAUGCCAGUGGAAUCUCAACGGUGAUCUCAUCUAUGAUUGGGGUCGAGAACAUCGUAUCCGAGACGUAGCAAUCACGUCGGACGGAAACAAAUUAGUGGCCAUCGAACACCUGACCCACAUUUAUGUUUAUAAUUUCGUAACCCGCGAGCUUGAAUACGAGCUGGACCUCAAGGUUCAGCUAUGCUCAAUCUCCAUUAGCCAAAAUUCGAGGCACCUACUGGUCCACUGCUGCACUGGGGAGACACGCAUGCUCGAUGUUGAGACAGGCGAAACAGUACGAUCUUUCAUAUCAGGGGACAAAGGGGGUGAAUUCAUUAUCAGAAGCUCUUUCGGUGGUGCAAAUGAGAGUUUUGUUGUUAGCGGAAGCGAAGGUAUGAUUCAUACAUCGGAUGGCCGGUCAGUAUUGCUAACAUAUCACUUAUAGAGGGGAACGUUAUAAUAUAUCACAGAGAGAACGGUGCAGUGGUAGAGAAACUGGAAGGACAUAAGAAAGGCUGCUGCAAUGCAAUUUCUUGGAAUCCGACGAAUCCAGCUAUGUUCGCUUCAGCCGGUGAUGACGGCAAAAUUCGCAUGUAAGCAUCAUCUCUUUGAGUCAUUCUGUGGACUAAAACUAAUAAGCACACCAGAUGGUCGAGUGAAAACACUUCAGGACGAUCCUCAAAGUCGAGGGCAUCCAAUGGUUCCAAUGGUGCGCAGCGUGUAUCUAACGGCUGGUGAUUGGACAUUCACGCCAGUACCAAGAAUUCAUAAGCACUUUCAUCAGAAGUGACAUCACAAAUUUCAUUAUUUUACAUCGACAACAUCGUUAUUCACAUUACACACACAUAGUGCGGCGAAUUAGGAGAAUUGGGUCGAGUGUGGAAAUGGUUGCAUAUGGAAGGCAUUUUGUGGUGUUCGGGGACAAACCUUUAUGGUAGCGGCUUGGGGUCUUUGUUAGUGUGUGUUCGUGAAUUGUUCUCGACUUUUUAGACCCUUCACGCAAAACUACUCUUACACGGAUAGAUCAUUGCGAGUAAGUGGGGCCUUUGAGAGGGGUAUGAUUGAAUGGUAAGGCAAACGCAAGGCAAGGCAAUGCAAGGCAUGGUAGAUAAUUAUAC